Lactuca virosa is the source of this 2799-nucleotide messenger RNA. The record is from the annotation of a GenBank genome assembly. Lineage: Eukaryota; Viridiplantae; Streptophyta; Magnoliopsida; Asterales; Asteraceae.
GCUCUUUUCCACAGUUCUCAAGAUGACAUCAACCGUCCGCCACCGUCUGCCACCCUCUCAUCCUUCCGACUCCGACUCUUCCGACUCGGACUCCACUUCAACAACACCAAAAACCCUCAACCACACCGAUUUUUCCAACACAAUCUUCAGAUCCUACAUCGAGAUCUCCGGUCUUGAAUCCGCGGACCUCACCAAAAUCCGAUCUUUCUUGACAUCAUCACGCUCCGGCGCCCUAUCAUGUCUCAUCUGCCUCGAACGCAUUCGUCCCACAGAUCCCACUUGGUCCUGCUCCUCUCGUUGCUUCGCCGUCUUUCACCUCCUCUGCAUCCAGUCAUGGGCCCGCCAGUCCUCCGAUCUAUCGUCACUACGCGCCGCCGCUCGUGGCGCAGAUGAUCGCAAUUCGACUUGGAACUGCCCUAAAUGCCGUAUCGAGUUCCCCAAAACCCUGAUCCCGAAGACAUACACUUGCUUCUGCGGUAAAAUCGAAAAUCCGCCUCACGAUCCUUGGAUUUUACCUCAUUCUUGCGGAGAAGUCUGUAAUCGAUCGUUGAAAUACGACUGUGGACACAAAUGUUUGCUUCUAUGCCACCCAGGACCCUGUCCCUCCUGCCCUAAGCUCGUUAAAACCCGUUGCUUUUGCGGAGGUGUUGAAGAUACCAAACGCUGCGGGUUUAAGGACUUUUCCUGUAACAAAACUUGCUCAAAGCUAUUAGAUUGUAAAACACAUUGCUGUCCAGAAACAUGUCAUCCCGGCGAAUGUCCGCCUUGUAAAGCUACAGGAGUCUAUAACUGUCAUUGCGGUAAGGUAACAGAGAAAAAAGAGUGUUUUCAGAGGGAUUUCAGGUGUGAAACUCCAUGUGAGAAGCUUCUUGGAUGUGGGAAACAUGUAUGUAGCAAAGGGUGUCACGAAGGUGAAUGUGGUGAUUGCCCUUUGCAGGGGAAACGAACUUGCCCAUGUGGCAAACGGAUUUAUGAGGGAAUGGCUUGUGAUGUUGUGGUGCCAUCGUGUGGUGGGACAUGUGACAAAAAGCUGAUGUGUCGAAUCCAUAGUUGUCCUGAGAGAUGUCACCGUGGGCUUUGUGUUGAAUCUUGUAGGAUUGUUGUCAUGAAGUCUUGUAAAUGUGGGAGCUUGAAGAAACAGGUUCCUUGUUAUCAAGAUGUAGUAUGUGAAAGGAAAUGUCAACGAGUGAGGGAUUGUGGACGCCAUGCAUGCAAGAGGAGAUGUUGUGAUGGUGAUUGUCCUCCUUGUUCAGAGAUAUGUGACAAGAAGCUAAGAUGCAAGAAUCACAAAUGCCCAUCUCCUUGCCAUAGAGGUGCUUGUGCUCCAUGUCCAGUAAUGGUGACUAUUUCAUGUUUCUGUGGUGAGACACACUUUGAGGUUCCUUGUGGUACAGAAAAGGAGCAAAAACCUCCUAAAUGUUCCAAGCGAUGUCAUAUAACCCCUUUAUGCAGGCAUAAGUCAAUUACUAAGCCACAUAAGUGCCAUUAUGGAGCAUGCCCACCAUGUCGUCUGGUUUGUGAUGAAGAAUACCCUUGUGGCCAUAAAUGCAAACUAAGGUGCCAUGGUCCUAUACCUCCUCCUAACCCCGAGUUUACAUUGAAACCCAAGAAAAAGAAACAAAAGCUUCAAACUGAAACAACUCCUGGUUCUUCAUGCCCACCUUGUCCAGAACUUGUUUGGAGAUCAUGCCUUGGUGAACAUCUUGGAGCUGAGAAAAUGAUGGUGUGUUCAAACAAAUCAAAAUUUUCAUGUGAUAAUUAUUGCGGAAACCUUCUGCCAUGUGGCAAUCAUUUUUGCACAAAAACCUGCCACGCCCUUAAGAUUCCUGGAUCAGGAGGCGAGAAAUGUGAGGACUGCAAUCUACCUUGCCAACGGGAGAGGGAUCCUGUAUGUCCACAUCCCUGUCCCCGAAAAUGUCAUCCUGGAGAUUGUCCACCUUGCAAGGUGCUGAUAAAGAGAUCGUGUCAUUGUGGUGCUAUGGUUCAUGUUUUUGAGUGCUUGUAUUACAAUACCUUGUCUGAAAAGGAACAGACAGCUGUCCGUUCUUGUGGUGGACCCUGUCACAAAAAAUUACCUAACUGCACACAUUUGUGUCCAGAGACAUGUCAUAUUGGUCAUUGUCCAUCACCAGAAAAAUGCUCCAAAAAGGUUAUAGUAAGAUGCGGGUGUCAAAGUUUAAAAAAAGAGUGGCCAUGUCAUCAAGUACAAGCCACAUAUAUCAGUGAUGGGCGUGAUCCAAAAGAUAUAACCAAAAAUCAAUUUGGUGUUGGGCUUCUUCCAUGCAAUUCAGAAUGCAAGAGUAAAGUCAAAGUUGAUGAUUCUGACUUGCACCUCCGCAAACCUAAAGCUCCUGAGAAAAAGGAGACGGAUGUGGAGAAUCAUGUCCGGAAACGUAAAAGAAGGAAAGAGAAAUUACAACAAGACCAUCAACUUUCAAUGUUCCAGAAAGUUAUGGGGAUUUUUCGGAAGCUAUUGCUGUUAGUUAUGAUUGUGGUGAGUUUGAUUUUAAUGGCGUAUUUUGGUUACAAAGGGUUGUUAUGGGUGAAUGAUUGGAUGAAUGAAGUGGAAAUACAAAGACAGAGAAAAAGAUAUCCGAGAAUCUAAGGGUAGACUAGAUGAUACAAGGUUGACAGAUUGGAAAAGAUAGUGGACAACCCGUGAAAAUAAUAUUAUUUUGAUAUUAUAGAUUCUGUAGAAGGUUAUGCUGGAAUAAUUAAUCAUGAAAGAUGAAAGAUGCUCUAGAAGAUGUUUGAAAUUGGUUUUGUUAUUCUAGUUUCAUGUUGAACAUGUGUGGGAAG